AUGAUUAUACAUUUAAAUAAUAAAAACUUAUUUCACUUUAUUUUAUUUAAGAAAAUAAAUAUAAUAAAACGUGAUACACAUACACUGAAAAAAAAAUUUCAUUUAUAUGAUGAAGAUUUAAAGAAGUCAUUUGAAAAAAUAUCAAAAGGUGUUCCACCAAGAGCAAAUAUAAAUAAAAUAAUAGAUUUUUUACUUCAUUCAGAAAUAUUAAGUUGUAACUGGACUAAACUAGAAAUAAUUGAUGAAAUAUAUAAAAGAAAAAUUGAUAAAACUCUUUCUUUUCAUUUAAAUGUUUUAUAUGGUUUGGGAUCAAAAGGAAUACAUUUAAAUAAAAAAGGAAUUAUUUCCCCUAUACUAUUUUUACCAUUAUUAGAUUAUGACCAAUUUAAAUAUAUGGUAGAGGUUAUGAAAGUUGCUGAUAAAGAAAAAAAGUUUAUGGUACAUAAACAAAAUGAAUUUAUUAAUAAUUUUUUUAAGAAGUAA
Plasmodium gallinaceum is the source of this 483-nucleotide messenger RNA. Its product is annotated as conserved Plasmodium protein, unknown function. The coding region runs from base 1 to 483 and encodes 160 amino acids. NCBI's taxonomy places the organism in Eukaryota, Apicomplexa, Aconoidasida, Haemosporida, Plasmodiidae. The transcript is spliced from 2 exons. The record is from RefSeq and is a predicted model, not a curated record.